Molecule: messenger RNA, 1292 nt
Organism: Cercopithifilaria johnstoni
Lineage: Eukaryota; Metazoa; Nematoda; Chromadorea; Rhabditida; Onchocercidae
Source: the annotation of a GenBank genome assembly
GUCGCUGUUACGUUGAUGCACAUUGCCCACCUGGUUUCAAAUGUGGUUUUUAUAAAAGGUGUUAUGAUAUGACUGAUAAAAGAUUUACAGUGGAAUCUUUCAUGCAUAUCCCAUGCAAACAAGCAGCGCCAGAGUUUUGUGCGGAAGUAACGGGUUUUGAAAAUGCUAUGUGUCGUGAAAUCUAUUUCGAGUUAGAGAAUGUCCGUUCAUAUGUAUGUCAGCUUCCGCCACCGUUUGCAUGGGCUGAACUCAAAACCUGUGGUACAAACGACAGCUGCUCUCGUUAUAGUACAUGCAUAAGAGGGAUUUGUUUCCAUCCAUUUUGGGUUACCGUCAGAAGACGUUGCCAGAGCAACAUGGACUGCACUUUUCGUUCGUAUUGCGAUAGAAAAGAUGGUGGAUGCGUGCAAGGGAAAUGGGUACUGACUCAUAAAAAUUGUCGAGUGUCGUCAGAAUGUAACUAUGAAAAAAAUGUGGUGAAAUAUGUAUGUCGUAGAUUUGAAUGUACGUAUCGACGAAGCGUGCCGCAAGAAUGUGAUGCUUGUCGGUUUGAUGAAUUUUGUGAUUUGUAUGAAAAUUGUCUCAAAGUUCAGCGUUUCAAUGAGAUUUUAGAAUUCAAUUGCGACAAUGAUAAUUGGUUUUAUUGGUACAGCGCAUUCUAUUGCUCGUCGACAACGGAAAAGACGUACGAGGAAGCGGUAUUGGCGUGCGAAGAAUUAAAAGCAGAAUUAGUUUACCCACCAGACAGAGGAACUAUGAAAAGCAUCUCUCCUGAAAAUGCCUUGUUAUCAUAUUUGGCUGUACGCGCUGGUUGGGUUAAAGAAGAAAUUGACGGAGUCGAAAAAAUAUUUGUGAAUUGGAUGAAUACUAAUGAAAGAACGAUCAAGUCACGGCAGAAAUGUCAAACAUCAUUUGUCUAUCGUCAUGACCACUGCUAUAUCACGGGAUUUACCAACUUCGUACCACGUUUUGCAAUCAGAACAAUUUGCAAUUUGCUGGAUAGUGAAAUAGUCAAAAUUAAAAACAAGGAGGAGGCACGGACCGUCUAUGGACUUGCUGGAGGAAGAUCGUUCUGGCUUGGCUUGAGGAAAGGAAGAAGAGAUUGGUACUGGGAUACUAGUACUUAUGGGACUCGGGCACAUUUUUUCUUCUGGCGUACAGGACAGCCAGAUAUAACAGGCACAAAAGAUUGCGUUUACGCGGCUUACGCAGGAGAAUGGAUGUCCGCAGAUUGUGACAGCUUUCGCUUGCCGAAAAUAUUUGUAUGCCAGAGCCCACCAUACAAGAACUAG